AAUUACAAGAUAAGGUUAAGAUCGUGAAAGUUCCGUUAAUCUUCAUAUCUGGCAUUCUAACUGUCAUUAUGAAGUUAUUUGUUUUCACAUUUCUGUUUGGAAUAAGUAACAUUUUGUGCGCCCAUCCACAUGGUGGGUUAACGGUUCCAGAAGUUAUUGAGAAACUAUGGCUACUAGCAGAUUUAGACAACAGCAAUUGUUUGUCACUGACUGAAUUUCAGGCAGAAUUUAUCACUUCAUUCGACCAUGAUCAUUCUGGAUCUGUAGCAGAACACGAGUUUGUUCACCAAUGGCAGCACAACUAUAAGGAGCACCACCAGAUUGUUGUCCACAUCUUCCAACAUUUUGACAUGGAUAAAGACGGUGUAUUGUCUAGUACCGACCUAAAUGACCUCUUCCAUCGUCUGGACAAUAAUGUUAACCACUGUUUGGAACACAACGAAUAUGCUGCAUUGAUGUCAUAUUUGUACGGUACUGCACCAUUGCCAGAAUUGACACCAUAG
This is a messenger RNA of Mytilus trossulus (common blue mussel), 503 nucleotides long. RefSeq lists its product as uncharacterized. The coding region runs from base 69 to 503 and encodes 144 amino acids. Gene Ontology annotation, molecular function: calcium ion binding. The transcript has 5 exons. NCBI's taxonomy places the organism in Eukaryota, Metazoa, Mollusca, Bivalvia, Mytilida, Mytilidae. The record is from RefSeq and is a predicted model, not a curated record.